AUGGCCGUGCCCUCUGGUGGUGAAUUUGAGAGUACUCCUUCUCGCAGGCGCAGUGCUCGACAACGAGCACAAUUAUGGAUGACCAAAGGUGGUCUAGUGCGCGAUGAUUCCGACGACGAGCUGGGGGAUGAGGAUCUCCCAUGGCAUUGGAUCUAUGACGCUGAAGAAGAAGACACCAAAAGCAAAGACACGACACCGGCCACCGAUGAGCCUGAGACAAAGUCGGCUCGCAGACGCGCAGCUCGCCCUAAUGCGAAGCGCCGACGGAAUAUUAUAGGGGCGCGGAUGGGUUCCUUCGAGUGUCGGUUGGGUCAAGUCGUGCUACUGAAAUCUCCGGAACCGGGAAAAGAUUGGGUCGGCAUUAUCACUGAUUUUCUAGAGGAAGAAGAUGACGAGGCAGAGGAUGGGGUGGUCAAGUCGGUUAACAUCAUGUGGUUGGCGUCCCCGGAUGAGUUCAUGUCAACCAAAAACAGGCGCAGGGCGGACGCUUUGCCGAACGAACAAUACCUGACAGCAGACUUUAAUGUCAACCCGAUCACGUCGAUCAAUGGUAAAGCUACCGUGAUGUCCAAGGACGCUUUCUUUGCCAAAUAUCCGGACGGCACGCCGCCAAAGGGCAAGGAGGAAUUGGCCGAGUUCAACAAAUGCAUUAUCUGCCGGAGAGGCGUAAACCAGCUUCAAGGCAGAUAUACCGACGAAUUCAUUUGGGAGGACGUGUACCGGGAGGAUAAGGUCCAUGACCUCAUUACCAUGGUCAAGGACGGGUUGAAAGCGGCCAAAAAGCGCAAGCAUGUCGACGACGAUGUGAGUCCCCCUAGCCCCCCUGCUCGCGUGAGAAAUGGUUGCUCACGGAAAUGCUCUCAGUACAUUGAUACGAAAGAGGACGAGGAUUUUGCUCCCUCUACACCUCGAAAGAAGCAGAAAGUAGCCUCGAGUACUACUCCACAAUCGCGACGCAAGAAAGCCCUGACCACCCCGUCGCACAAGAGGUACGAAGUCAUAUCUGACGAUUCUGGAACAGAGAAUUGA
Molecule: messenger RNA, 1029 nt
Organism: Aspergillus udagawae
Lineage: Eukaryota; Fungi; Ascomycota; Eurotiomycetes; Eurotiales; Aspergillaceae
Product: origin recognition complex, subunit 1
Exons: 1
Coding region: 1-1029 (342 amino acids)
Molecular function (GO): chromatin binding
Source: RefSeq, a predicted model, not a curated record